Messenger RNA from Opisthorchis viverrini, 264 nucleotides. RefSeq lists its product as hypothetical. The transcript is spliced from 3 exons. Bases 1 to 264 code for a protein of 87 amino acids. NCBI's taxonomy places the organism in Eukaryota, Metazoa, Platyhelminthes, Trematoda, Opisthorchiida, Opisthorchiidae. The record is from RefSeq and is a predicted model, not a curated record.
AUGGCUGCGUCUUUAAAGCUUCUUGGAUAUUUCUUGAGAUGGGCACUGACAUUUAACGACCAUAGAAAGACAAAACGGGUAGAAGAACGGCAGCCAAGAGAGACUUCCACAACUCUAAAAAUUCCGCUGCGAGGCCAUCUCGACGCUAGGCUUGACUGUCAUGUGACGGCACAGUUAGAUGACAAGGUCGCAUUAGUGACUCAUGCAUCUCCUUCCAGUACCAAUUCAACGAUAAAAUCCAAUUCAGAUGAGGUGUUGGGGUAA